Molecule: messenger RNA, 6793 nt
Organism: Dicentrarchus labrax (European seabass)
Lineage: Eukaryota; Metazoa; Chordata; Actinopteri; Moronidae
Gene: kcnh1b
Product: potassium voltage-gated channel, subfamily H (eag-related), member 1b
Exons: 11
Coding region: 284-3157 (957 amino acids)
Biological process (GO): regulation of membrane potential; potassium ion transmembrane transport
Cellular component (GO): membrane
Molecular function (GO): delayed rectifier potassium channel activity
Source: RefSeq, a predicted model, not a curated record
GGGAAGGGGAGAGAGAAGAGAGAGGGAGAAAGAGAGAGACAGAGAGAGAGAGAGAGAGAGAGAGAGAGAGAGAGAGAGAGAGAGAGAGAGAGAGAGAGAGAGAGAGAGAGAGGGAGAGAGAGAGAGAGACAGAGAGAGAGAGAGGGAGGGAAGGGGAGAGAGAAGAGAGAGAGAGAGAGAGAGAGAGAGAGAGCUGCUCCUCUACAGCGCGCGGGGCUCGUGCAGCAUCAGAUAUGUGAGCGGCGGGAAGCGGCUCUGCCUCGCGCUGCAGGAGGACAGCAGGAUGGCGGGAGGACGGCGGGGUCUCGUGGCCCCUCAGAACACUUUCCUGGAGAACAUCGUCCGCCGGUCCAACGAUACCAACUUCGUGCUGGGGAACGCUCAGAUCGUCGACUGGCCGAUCGUCUACAGCAACGACGGCUUCUGCAAACUGUCUGGGUACCAUCGAGCCGAGGUGAUGCAGAAGAGCAGCACCUGCAGCUUCAUGUACGGAGAGCUGACAGACAAGGACAUGAGCGAGAAGGUUCGGCAGACCUUUGAGAACUACGAGAUGAACUCUUUUGAGAUUCUGAUGUACAAGAAAAACCGGAUGCCAGUUUGGUUUUUUGUGAAGAUCGCUCCAAUAAGAAAUGAGCAGGACAAGGUCGUCCUGUUUCUCUGCACCUUCAGUGACAUCACGGCCUUCAAGCAACCAAUCGAGGAUGACUCUUCGAAAGGUUGGGGUAAAUUUGCCCGUCUGACUCGUGCGUUAACCAGCAGUCGAGGAGUUCUUCAGCAGCUUGCUCCAGCUGUUCAUAAAGGAGAGAACGUCCACAAACACUCACGGCUGGCCGAGGUUCUCCAGCUGGGUUCGGACAUUUUGCCUCAGUACAAACAGGAAACCCCGAAGACGCCACCGCACAUCAUCCUGCACUACUGCCUCUUCAAGACCACUUGGGACUGGGUCAUCCUUAUCCUUACCUUCUACACCGCCAUCAUGGUGCCCUACAAUGUCUCCUUCAAGACCAAGCAGAACAACGUCACCUGGCUGGUGGUGGACAGCAUAGUGGACGUCAUCUUCCUUGUCGACAUCGUCCUCAACUUCCACACCACAUUCGUCGGGCCGGCCGGAGAGGUCAUCUCUGACCCGAAGCUCAUCCGCAUGAACUACGUCAAGACUUGGUUUGUCAUCGAUCUACUGUCCUGCCUGCCUUAUGAUGUCAUCAACGCCUUCGAGAACGUCGAUGAGGGGAUCAGCAGUCUCUUCAGCUCUCUCAAAGUGGUCCGUCUGCUGCGUUUGGGUCGGGUUGCCAGGAAGCUGGACCACUACAUCGAGUACGGAGCAGCCGUGCUGGUCUUACUGGUGUGCGUGUUCGGCCUGGCCGCCCACUGGCUGGCCUGCAUCUGGUACAGCAUCGGAGACUAUGAGGUGAUCAAUGAGGACACCAAUAAAGUGAGGAUGGACAGCUGGCUGUUCCUGCUGGGGGAGACGGUGGGGACGCCGUACAGGUUCAACGCCACGGGCACGGGCCGCUGGGAGGGGGGGCCCACAAAGGACUCAGUCUACAUCACCUCUCUGUACUUCACCAUGACCAGCCUAACCAGCAUUGGCUUCGGAAACAUCGCGCCCAACACAGACGGAGAGAAGAUCUUCGCCGUGGCCAUGAUGAUGAUCGGAUCGCUGCUGUACGCCACCAUCUUCGGUAACGUCACCACCAUCUUCCAGCAGAUGUACGCCAACACCAACCGCUACCACGAGAUGCUCAACAGCGUGCGAGACUUCCUCAAACUCUACCAGGUCCCCAAAGGCCUGAGCGAGCGGGUGAUGGACUACAUCGUUUCCACCUGGUCAAUGUCCAGAGGCAUCGACACUGACAAGGUGCUGCAGAUUUGUCCGAAGGACAUGCGAGCGGACAUCUGCGUCCACCUCAACAGGAAGGUGUUUAAGGAGCACCCGGCGUUCCGGCUGGCCAGCGAUGGCUGCCUGCGGGCGCUCGCCAUGGAGUUCCAGACCGUCCACAGCGCGCCGGGUGACCUCAUCUACCACGCCGGAGAGAGCGUGGACAGCCUGUGCUUCGUGGUGUCGGGGUCACUCGAGGUCAUCCAGGAUGAUGAGGUGGUGGCCAUUUUAGGUAAAGGUGACGUGUUCGGCGACGUGUUCUGGAAGGAGAUGACGCUGGCGCAGUCGUGCGCUAACGUGCGAGCGUUGACCUACUGCGACCUCCACAUCAUCAAGCGAGACGCGCUGCAGAAAGUCCUGGAGUUUUACGCCGCCUUCGCCAACCACUUCGCCAGGAACCUGGUGCUCACCUACAACCUGAGGAAGCGGAUCGUCUUCCGUAAGAUCAGUGAUGUGAAGCGUGAGGAGGAGGAGAUGUUGAAGAGGAAGAACGAGGCCCCUCUGAACCUCCCUCCGGAUCAUCCAGUCCGACGGCUCUUCCAGCGUUUCCGGCAGCAGAGGGAGGCACGGCUCGCCGGGGAGCGGGUCAUUCAGGUCUCCGGAGAUGUGGAGAAAGGUAUCGUUCCCCUGGAGCCGCCCAGAGGUCCGGAGGUCCUGGCCUCCACCAGUAUAGUCAUGGUAACUGAGAGUCCGGCCGCACCCACCACCUCUUCAACAUCCACCACCUCCUCUUCGUCCAGGACCUCCAGCCGGGUCAUGCUCCACGCGCCUGCCACCCAAAACGGAAACCUGAUCGGUUGCAAAUCUGCAGAGCCGCCGAAGGCUAAAGGCUGGGGACGAUUCAAAGAGUCGGUCGUGAAGGCCGAGUCGUGGAGCAGCGUCUCUAAGGCCGAGUCCAUGGAGACGUUGCCAGAUAGAACUAAGUCUCACGAUGAGAUGUCCCUCAAGAAAACCGACUCCUGUGACAGCGGCAUCACAAAGAGCGACCUCCGUUUGGACAAUGUCGGCGGCGCCAGAUCGCCGCAGGAACAAAGCCCGGUCCAGUCCGACGAGAAGAGGGUCUUCUGUCCGAUACCGGAGCAGAGCAUUCAGGCCUCUUUCGUCGAGCUGAAACAAGAACUACGAGGAGACAUCAGAUCUCUGAACAGUCGCAUGGCGGCGCUGGAGGCUCAGCUGGCUGAGAUGCUGCGACUUCUCAAAUCCAGGAAGUCGUCGGGUUCCUUCUUCGAGAUUUCAAGGCCUCCUUCCCCCGACUCCGAUAAGGACAGUCUCUCGUAAACUGGACGUGGAUUCCAGUCAGCGGGUAUUGAACCCCUUCCGCCUCCAGACAUCAGUGAGGAGCUUCUGACCACAGCGUUAGGCUGUGCUGGUGGCGGUGGAUGACAUCACACAGACAACAAAAGCACUUUGUUACGUUCGAAGCGUCUCUCUGCAAGACAGAUCACAGACUAUAGAAAGACAUUUAUGAUGGCACCUUUGGUCCUCAGGAGGGUUUGGAGACCUUCACAUGAUAUCGGCAAUAAUAACAGACGGCUUUAAUGUUUUUGGCACUGUGAUUGAAGGAGGUUGUGUUCUAAGGGUUGUUUUAGUCUCAUGAGGUCUGGUCCACAAAGUCUGUUCAGAACCUCUGAAGGAUCAACUCUCGUUGGGUCUGCACUCGCAAUCAAAACACGGUUUACACACUUGUAAUACACACAAAUGACAGCAGUGUUUUAUUUAUGGUAAUAUGCAAUUUCUUUCACUAGGGGGUCUCUCACAUCAAAACAACAACAAAAUAUGAAGUGUGAUGAGGUGAGCAGCGUGAGAUCAUGGGAGUUGUUGUCUUCACCACCAUUGCAGUCAUUGCAGUCAGCUUCUCCCGGUUACGAUUCCUUCAGUGUUCAUGGUUCAGGAGGUUUCUACCGGGAGCCCAAUGAUCCACAGAGGUCUCCUCCUCUCCAAAACAAACAGACCCGCUGACUAAAACGUAAAAGACGAUGGUGUCCUCCUGUAUAGGUUUGUGUUUCUGAUACAGCUGUUUGACUUCAUAUCACAGCACUGCUCUGUGAUUGGUGUCAAUCAAAAGACAAACUAAUCAGGAAGCUGUUGAACUCAUUAAAGGACAUUGUGGACCAGACUUCCAGGUCAUGGUCAGUUUCCCUCUAAGAAUUUGGAAUUUAUUAGAGAAAAAGGCGUCAGAACGUCUCAGCUUUCCUGCAGAGUAAACUGUGUGCAGUGAGGUUCCAGAGUGAGUGGGAGAGAUUUAAUGCAGCCCAGUGAAAAUGAGGCACUGAAUGUGUCUGAUGUUUAAUUCCUGCACAGAGCUGGACAUUUGACUGGUUAGUCUUUUAGUUUUUAUUAAAAAAGGAAAACUGUGUAUGCAUGUUUCCAUGUUGGUGAGUUUCCUAUGGAAGCCAAUUUCUGCCAAUGUCACAGGAAAAUAAAAUUCUCAGUAUUUUGAAUUAGUAUCUCAAAAUAAUGUCACAAUGGUAGAAAUGGGCUUCCAUAGUUUUCAGUUCUGAAUGGAGCCAACGAGCUUAAAACAUCCAAACACAUCAGUAAUCAGAUUCACAUGUUGGAUGGUUCCUAUGACCUUCCACAGCCGACCUUGUGCGUGAUUAGUCAAAAUGACUAAUUAUUAUUUUUAUUAAUGAAGAACGCUGGUUAAUGUCAUCUUUACUAUCCGGGGAUUCAGCCCCUGCAGGCGGCUGCUCCCCCACAAACAAAUCCGUUUUCUUACUUUUAGACGAGUCAAGUUCGUUUAACAGACGGUGAAAUGUGUCGCCGGGAACAUCCCUAAUAUUAAACACAGAUCAGAGGUUCACACAGGAUGGAGAGAGGGUCUCAUACGCAGUAAUUUCUCUGUUAGUGACCAGUUCAGUGGUUUUAUCUUUUGGUGAAGAGUGGAAACAUUCAGCAUUUCUUUGUUUUUGCUACAUCCAAUAUGAAACGACCAUCGGUCAUACAUGAUGAUUGUACAGGAGGUACAUCAGUGUGAGGAGGUUGUAUAAAACCUGUUCAACCUAAGAGAACCGAAACUUGUAGUUGAGACAUCUGAGGCGGCUGGAUGAAGCCUGGUUACUGAAAACAGCCGCCUGUGACGGCACCCACAUAUCACUCAAAGCAGCCACGCCCUUAAUUAUGCAUAACUUUAAGCCUUAAUAUGAUUUAAAGGGGUGAAUUGAACAGUUGUCAUCAACGGGAAAAUUAGCUCUAGAGACCAAAAAUGUUUUUGUACCUGGCUGUAGACACAUUUAUUUCUGCUGUAAAGUUGGACAUUUUAAUAUGGGGCCUUAUGAAGACUGACUCACUGCUGUAGCCAGCCUCCAGUGGCCGUUAGAGGAACUGCAGGCUUAUUUGCCACUUGGUCGGCGGUCACAACAGACAAUAAAGCCCCAGGAGAGCUCUGAUAAAUCAUUCUGGUUUGUCCACUACUCACUCAUUAGCUUUAACAUCUUCAUCUGUGCCUCCAUCGAAGUUCCAGAGCUUUCUAUCGCAGUAAACCUCAAUAAUAAGUUCUCUGAAACGGUUUCACUGGUCUCUCCCUCCUCCAGUCAGCCAGUCAGGUUUACAUCUCGCCCACUACAUUUUCUGGACACCUACUGGUCCGACACCACAGUCUGAAUUAACUUUUUUACAGUCGUCUCUAAGAUCGUUGGAAACACCAACAGAGACUGUUUUGGUGAGAUUUUUUUUUUUUCUAUCCACUUUGAAUGAAGAUGUUACGAUGGGAAAAUUAGUGUUUUUGUCUCUGGAGUCUGGUGGAGAGUGAUAGUGAUAUUACGGCUGUUUCUGGUUAAACUAAAGAUCUAUCUCUGUAGAAAUCUUUUGCAUAAGGCUGUCAGAAUUUGAUGAUUUUUAUUUUGUUUAAAGUGUUUUUUAUAAUUAUCUGCAAGGUAAAAUGACUGGUUUUGUCUAUGGAGUCUGGCCUGAGAUGCCUCCAUGCUGUAGUGCGACAUCGAAUGGCUUUGAAUGUCGUAUAUUUAACCACAUUAAUCCUGAAAAUCAGCAUUCAGACUGAAAUCCGAAUAAGUGAAAUGAUCUCCUGUCUUUGUAUUUGUUGAGAGAAGUUGAGGUUUUGUCCAAACAAACAUCUGAAUGUAGGACAAACAUGGCGUCCGCGUUCAUGUGGAGUUUAGUUUUUUUUUAGCUAACUUCCAACAUCAUUUAAAUGCAGAAUUUAAGCAAGCCAGAUUGAUAAUAUAAACUAUAACCUAUUUCUUUUAAUAUAUAAAAAGUUGAGUGUCAUCUGCAAAUGUGAUAACAAACCAGAAUUAACCUCAAAUUCUGUCGGAUCCAUUCACAACUGAAAACUAGCAAUGAAACAUCUGCAGCAUCAGGACACAUUUGAUGCUUUAUUCCUUCUAAUCAGAUGAAAUCUAGUCUAAAAUGUCACCUGAGAAGACAGAGGAUAAGAAGUACGUUUGUCUUGUGUACUCUGCUGUAGCUGUGAUAUAAUGUCUUAAUAUGCAAUUAUUGCCAUGUAUGUACUGAGAGGCCGGUUGUUGUUUGUGGCCGCCGGCGUCCACACUGAUGCACUUUGGUCGUUUGUCGUCUCUGCAUGGCGUGUUUUUAUUUUCUUUUAGAGGAAAGACGGAGACUGAGCUGACUUUGCCUUGCUGCUUGAAUAUCUCUUAGGUUUCAUUCUCUCUAAACUUUACUACCUUCUGCUGUCGGUCACGUGUAUGUAACGACCACCGUCUGUGCAUGAAGAGCACCUCGAUGUUACAAUGGUACAAAGUCUUUGUCGAUAUCACGUAUGCACUGUUUCGGAAAUUCACAACUUUAAGGAAAAGCUUGAGAGAAGACUUGUUGUAACCACAGAUAUAUAUUCUUAUUUCUGUUCUUCACCUAUUGUCAGGAAUGGAAACUAUAUCAGCACAAAGACCAUUUAUAAAAAGAAUCACAUGUCAAUAAAUGAUUUUAUACUUUCUA